This is a messenger RNA of Colletotrichum karsti, 1938 nucleotides long. RefSeq lists its product as uncharacterized. The transcript has 3 exons. The coding region runs from base 1 to 1938 and encodes 645 amino acids. Lineage: Eukaryota; Fungi; Ascomycota; Sordariomycetes; Glomerellales; Glomerellaceae. The record is from RefSeq and is a predicted model, not a curated record.
AUGUCCAUCUUCGCCUGGGCCUCGCGCCGUGCAGGCGGCCUGGCCAUGCUGGCCUUGCUGGCCCUGAGUUACUACGUUAUUUCAACAGAAUCAGCUGCCUCGGCAUUCAAAUACAUUCAUCAGGACAAGGACAGCCUUUCACCCAUCUCUUCGACGACCAAGGGCGCUGGCUACUGGACCGUCAUCUUCGUAUACUACUGCCUGUUUAUUCACGUCCUCGUCUUCGCCUUCCCCAUCCGAUGCUGCUACGCUGUCUUCGACAUGACCCGCAACCUGAAGAAGAUUGCACGGAACAAGACUCUGAGGGACUACAAGUUCUCCCAUCGCCGUCGGGGCUCCUCCACCUCUCUGUCCAGUUCAGAGACCCUGACAUCCUCCCACGGUUGCUCCGCCUCCAGCAGCGAAGCUGGCGACACCGAGCCCGAGCUCUACACCGAUGGCGACGGCGAACCCGAUCGCGUCAUUCACGCCAUCGUCAUUCCCAACUACAAGGAGGAGAUGGACACCCUGAAAGAGACCCUCGAGGUUCUGGCCUCGCACCCCCAGGCCCGCAGCUGUUACGAUGUCUACCUCGGCAUGGAGCAGCGUGAGCCCAAUGUGGAACUCAAGGCCAUGACCCUCAUCCAAGAAUUCGUCAAGAAGUUCCGCAGCAUCGACUACACCAUUCAUCCUUCCGACAUUCCUGGAGAGUCCGCUGGCAAGGGAAGCAACGUGGCAUGGGCUGCCCGCAAGUUGAGCCAAAAAUACUCAAUGACCGCCCGCAAGGAUGUGAUCAUUACGGGUAUCGACGCCGACAGCCACCUCUCGGCCAACUAUUUCGCCCUGCUUACUACCAUGCACCUGUCCUACCCCGAAACAGCAAAGACAACCUUGUACUCGGCCCCAAUCAUUUUCGACCGCAAUGCUCAUGCCGUUCCCGCCAUCGUCCGUGUCGCCGAUAUUCUCUGGGGUGCUGGUGGUAUGUCUGGAUUGUACGGUGGCUCCACCAUUGCGCCUCCCACUUCCGUCUACUCUGUUCCUCUUGAGCUCGUCGACCGCGUCGGCGGCUGGGAUUGUGACAACGAGGCUAUCGGAGAGGAUCUGCACAUGUACCUGAAGUGCUUCUUCGCCCUCAACGGAAACCUGACGGUCAGAACUAUUCUCAGCCCCGUCAGCCAAAGCAACGUCUGCGGAAAUGGCUCCAAGGGUCUGCGUGGUCUUUACUCUGAUAUGCAGGCUCGCUACAAGCAGGCCAUGAGACACAUGUGGGGUGCUCUCGAUACCGGAUACGCUCUUCGCAAGGUCGUAGAACUCUGGCAAGAGCGCAAGCACACCUCCCGCGCUUUCCGCCCGCUGCACACCUCCCUGGGCGACGCCUCCGACGUCUACGUCCCUGAGGCUCCGUUGGAUCACGAAAACCCGGAGCAGCCUCGCGAGAGCGGUAUCUUCUCCGACGUCACCCACGAUACCCUGCAGGCCCCCAACUGGGAGCGCAUAGUCUACUUGUUCCACCGCUUGUUCGAGGCCCAUUUCCUGCCGUUGCAGAUGACCAUCCUUGUCGUCGCCUCGACCUUGUACAUCUGGGUUACUGAGGGCAAUGAAGAGGUCGCUCACCUCGGCUGGAUCUUUAACGUCUGCAACGUUCUGCGCACUCUUGGGUUCAUGGAGAUCGCCCUGUACCUGUUCUUGUACGAGAGCUUCCACCGUAUCUGCGUCAAGGCUCGCCAGCGUGAGAUGUCCGAAGCCGGCCUUUCCGACGGCAUGAACUUCUCCUACCGCAGCGUCAAGAAGAACUUCAUCGACUACGCCAUGGUCCCGUUGGUGGCUCCCAUCUACGGAGCCAUUCCUUGCGCCCAGGCGCAACUGUGCCAUUUCUGGACACUGGACCUUGUCUACUCGGUCAGCAAAAAGGUCACAAGACAAAGGGCGAAAUCGCUCUCGGCAGACCAAAUGGCGUAA